AUGGGAAAAUCCUGGGGUAUUAAAGUAAAUACUGCCCUGUGGAUAUACAAAGCGAGUGGAAAAAAUGGAGUCAAAGAACCUACUAAAAAGCCUACAAGGCAAUUACUUGAGGGCUGCGGUAAGGAGCCCUCCUAUAAGAACGACGCCAACAGAAGCGCUAAAGUGGCGCUCUGCAUUCCACUUUUAAGAGUGACUAUCAUCAGCGCUGCCAAACUCACAGCAUAUAGACUAAGGUGUCAGGGGGAGUGGAGAGAUUUUGAAGUAGGUCAUACCAAGCUCGAAUUUCUUCAUAAACCUCCCUUUACCUUAAAGCAAGACAGAAUAUCCAGAAUACGCCAAGUGGACAAGGCGUUCUCCAUAAACUUGACCACCAGGACAGACUGGAAAAACAGAAAUCUUCAGAUCCAGCCGGGAACUCAUGCAUGGUUCACUGAUGGAUCUGGAGCAAACGGCUGCUAUGGAGCAGGCAUCUACUGUCCAGGAUCAAAUCACAGAGAGUUUUUCUCUCUGGGUAAANUGGCCACGGUCUUUCAAGCGGAAGUCCUAGCCAUUCUGGAAUGUGCAAGAUUCCUACUCUCAAGAGAGAUGAAAACUAAGAGGAUCAAUAUCUAUACGGAUAGCAAAGCAGCCAUAGGAGCUCUUGCCAAGACCACUGAAUCUUCACGAAACAACAUCACGCUUGUCUGGGUACCUGGCCAAGGUAUCCAAGGCAAUGAAGUGGCUAAUAGUCUGGCAAAACUGGGUACCUUAGAGGAACCAGUCUGCCAAAUAGUUGGAGUUUCCUUUGCAACAGCGAAAAAUCAUAUCAAGGACUGGCUGAAAAGGGAGCACAGGAUCUCUUGGGAGAUACUGAAGAGCUGCCGCCAAGCUAAGGCUCUGAUGACUCAGCCAGUGCCAAGUAGGACAAAGGAACUACUGACAAUGAAUAAGUACAGACAAAGACUGUGUAUCGGUCUUCUCACAGGGCAUUGGGUCUUCAAGGCACAUCUAUUCAACUUAGGCCUAGUUGAGGAGAGUAGUUGUAGAUUUUGCGGCGAAGAAAGGGAGGACAGCAUGCACAUAUUGUGUUGCUGCCCGUCUCUAGCACUCAAAAGAUUCAGAUUCUUGGGCUCCAUGUUUGUGAAGCCCGAGAACCUAAAAAUACUUAAAAUCGGCCAUCUUUGGCCCAAAUUAUGGCUGAGAAGUAAUUCUGCAAAUAUCAUGCGUGACAAUAACGAAAAAUUAGAAGUGAACGAGAAUAAUUGCGUCAAGUGCUUUUGCCAAAGUAAAGUGAUUUAUUUCAGAAAUGUGUACGAUAAUCAAACCAAACCUAUUAAGUGCAAGAUGCAAUUGCAAAUAGCAGGUUUCGUUAAGUUAACCAAUCACGUUAAUCAAUUGGUUAAUCGAU
Molecule: messenger RNA, 1387 nt
Organism: Pseudomyrmex gracilis
Lineage: Eukaryota; Metazoa; Arthropoda; Insecta; Hymenoptera; Formicidae
Exons: 5
Molecular function (GO): nucleic acid binding
Source: RefSeq, a predicted model, not a curated record